Molecule: messenger RNA, 1981 nt
Organism: Penicilliopsis zonata CBS 506.65
Lineage: Eukaryota; Fungi; Ascomycota; Eurotiomycetes; Eurotiales; Aspergillaceae
Exons: 1
Coding region: 263-1915 (550 amino acids)
Biological process (GO): DNA-templated transcription
Molecular function (GO): DNA binding; zinc ion binding
Source: RefSeq, a predicted model, not a curated record
AACUCCUUCAUGGCCCGAUUAAUCUUAACUCAAGCCCGAUUAAUCUUGACUCAACUCUGUAUGCCCUGGACUGAAUAUGCCCCCAGAUCUCAAAACGCGUCCAUCGUCGCUGGCGUGCACAGAAUGUCGUAAACACCAUCUCAAAUGCGACGCCCGACAGCCGACGUGUUCGCGCUGUGCCCUCGCCCAGACGGAAUGCAUCUUUCUUCCGUCUCGCCGGGGGGGAAGACGACGUCUGGAGAGGAAGAUGCGUGCUUUGGAGAUGCCUCAAGCUGCCGAGGAUGUUGAAUCUACUCCUAUCUCUAUUCCUCAAUCUCAGUCUCCUCUUCCUUCUAUUCCUAUUCCUUCUAUUCCUCUUCCUUCUAUUCCUCUUCCUUCUGUUCCUAUUCCUUCUAUUCCUAUUCCUACUAUCCCCCCAACCACUCAAUAUAUCGAAUCUUCAUCUUCAGACAUUGUGGUCCCCGAGUCGAAUACCACUGUGAUAGUCCCCGAAGGACGACUGGUUCGUCUGUACUACGAGAACUUCCACUCGGCGCAUCCCAUCCUGAUUCCCGCCGGACUAUACGACAAGACGAAAGCGGCAGCAUGUCUGCAUCAAGUGGUGACGUUCAUCGGCAGUCACUACUCGCUCGUGAUGAGCAACGACACGCUGCACGAAGCGACCUGGCUGGCUGUGAGCAGCGUGGAAGAGCGCACGCCGGCGACAGUCCAGGCUCUCCUGCUGUACUCGAUCAUCAUGAGGGCGCGCAACGAGAUCACUCGCGCCGAGUCGUGUCUGACGCAGGCGAUCGACAUUGCCGUUGAGCUGGGCAUGCAUCGCGACGGGUUCGCGGUCGCCGCGGCGUCCAGCGAGCACGAGGCAGAGAGUCUGCGACGUACCUGGUGGGAACUGUUUAUCUGGGAGGUACAGCUGGCGACUGUGCAGGAGGGGAUCCCCCUGCGGUGCAGCCAGCUGUUCUCGGACGUUUUGUUGCCGUGUGAAGAGACGACGUACGCCUCGCCUUCGUCACAGACUAUCCCGCCGCCACAGUCUCUUGCUUCCUUCCGAGCAAGGAUCUUCACGGAGGAAGAAGAGGAUGAAGAGGGAGGGGAGAGCAAAGAGAAGAAGAAGAGCAGCCGGUACUCGUCGUUUGCGUAUCGGAUCGAGGCGGCUCGCAUCCUGGCGCGCGUGUUGGUGCUCAACCGGCUGCCGGAGACGCACCAGGACCAUCUGCAGGCGGUGGCCAACGCGCUGGUGAGCUGGAUGCACCACCUGCCGGAAUGCAAGCUGGACAUAGUCGACAUGUUCGGGACGAUCGACGAGAUGUUGUUCCAAGCGCACUACACGAUCCGAUACGCGGCGAUGCUGCUGCAUUUACCACGCAGCAAUCUCCGGCCGCGGCUGCCCGAGAGCCCGUUUGCCAUCUGCCCGAGGACUCCUGUGCGGCUGUCGCCCUCGCUGACGCGCCAGGUACACGAUAUCAAGACGGUCGAGGCCUCGAAACAGCUGUCGAACCUGUUCUCGAUGCGGUCGGGGGCCCAGGGGACCAGCCCGCUGGCGGUCUGCGGUCUGAUGCUGUGCGGCCUCGUCCAGCUGGCUGCAGCAGAGCGUCACGGCGCCGAGUGUCUCGACCACCACCAGAACCGGCUCGUGCUGGUGCUGGGAUACCUGCGUAUCCUGCGCAGCAAGUGGGCGCUCGCCCAUGAAGCGUACGCUCGACUGCGUGCCACGGCGGCGCAGACGGCCGCCACGGCGACGAGCGAGUACUCGCCUUUUGAAAGCCGCAGCACGCCGACCCAGGCGAAUCCCUUGCCCCUGGCGGAAGACGAGAUGAAUGAAGCGGUUUCGUGGUCCAAUCUCUUCUCCGAGUACAUCGAUCCUACCUGUGGAGAUUCGUUGUCUCUCUACCUCAAUCCAGAGAGAAAUUACAUGUAACAGAUAUUCGUAACUUGGACAUAUUUAUAUACUGAUAGUUAUAUUAUAUACUGAUAGGUAUGGCAG